Bombus impatiens (common eastern bumble bee) is the source of this 2251-nucleotide messenger RNA. RefSeq names its product potassium voltage-gated channel protein Shaw (gene Shaw). Gene Ontology annotation, molecular function: delayed rectifier potassium channel activity; protein binding. Bases 526 to 2121 code for a protein of 531 amino acids. Gene Ontology annotation, cellular component: voltage-gated potassium channel complex; neuronal cell body membrane; dendrite membrane. NCBI's taxonomy places the organism in Eukaryota, Metazoa, Arthropoda, Insecta, Hymenoptera, Apidae. Gene Ontology annotation, biological process: protein homooligomerization; potassium ion transmembrane transport. The record is from RefSeq and is a predicted model, not a curated record. The transcript is spliced from 6 exons.
UUAGUUCUGUCCGCGCACGAGUCGAGAUAACCGGAGAAUUCGUCCUGAUAUCGUCACGGGACAAGUCGCGACACGAACGAGUAACGAUGACCUUUCGCUCGUGUCGGGUGGUGGCACGGUGAGAAUCAACCGGUAACCGAGUUUCCACUGGAAAGUCCAGAUAAAAGGAACGACGACUCGGUGGUGAAGAAGCGUAUGCCGUAUCUGUGAGUAGAGGAGUUAGACGAAGGAAGAGAGAGAGAAAGAGAGAGAGAUAGAGAGAGAAAGAGAGCAAGAAAGAAAGCGACGGUGGACCCGGCUUCGUCGAGUGGUAGGUCGAAGCGAAAGAGCUAGUGUCCAUUGUGCGAGUCAACGGUGUACUUCGACCAGCGCCAUCGUCACUCGCUACCAUCGACAUGGAAGAUACAGAAGCGGAAUAGUGUCGUUGAGAUGCUGUGAAGUAGUCCCGAGACAUGAAGAGAGCGCGACCGUGGGCCGUGUGGGUUUCUCUGAGUCGGAACCGGCGAUAGCAGAGCCGCGAUCAAAAUGAGUAUCCUGAACACGGAUUCGGAAAACCGCGUGAUCCUGAACGUGGGCGGUAUCCGGCACGAGACGUACAAGGCGACCCUGAAGAAGAUCCCCGCGACCAGGCUGUCAAAGUUGACCGAGGCUCUCGGUAACUACGACCCGAUCCUCAACGAAUACUUCUUCGACAGGCAUCCGGGGGUCUUCGCCCAAGUGCUCAAUUACUAUCGCACAGGGAAGCUCCACUAUCCGACCGAUGUGUGCGGACCGUUGUUCGAGGAGGAACUCGACUUCUGGGGACUCGACUCCAAUCAGGUGGAACCAUGUUGUUGGAUGACAUAUACCCAGCAUCGGGACACGCAGGAAACGCUGACAGUCCUCGACAGGUUGGACCUCGAUACCGAGAAGCCGACCGACGAGGAACUGGCAAGGAAGUUCGGUUUCGAGGAGGCAUAUUACGAGGGCACUCUCACGUGGUGGCAAAAGCUCAAGCCCCAGAUGUGGUCGCUGUUCGACGAACCCUACUCCUCGCUGGCAGCCAAGGUGAUCAGCAUAGUCUCGGUCCUGUUCAUCUGCAUCUCGAUCUUGUCGUUCUGCCUGAAGACGCAUCCGGACAUGCGCGUGCCGGUGAUCGUGAACCGAUCGGUGAACACGGGGAACGGCAGCUCCUGGGCGGUGGAUAAAACGCAUACGAACGCUCACGACUUCUUUUUCUACAUCGAGUGCGUGUGCAACGCCUGGUUUACUCUCGAGUUUCUAAUACGGAUUACCGCGAGCCCGAACCGGUGCGUGUUCAUCAAGAGCUCGGUCAACGUGAUCGACAUGGUAGCUACCGUCAGUUUCUACAUCGACCUGGGGCUACAGCGUUUCGCCUCGCAUCUGGAGAACGCCGAUAUACUCGAGUUCUUGAGCAUCAUACGUAUCAUGAGACUGUUCAAGCUAACCCGUCAUUCGUCCGGCCUGAAGAUUCUCAUCCAGACGUUCCGCGCAUCCGCCAAAGAAUUGACCUUGUUGGUCUUCUUCUUGGUCCUUGGCAUCGUGAUCUUCGCCAGUUUGGUCUAUUACGCGGAACGUACCCAGUACAAUCCGAAGAAUGAUUUCAAGAGCAUACCAUUGGGAUUGUGGUGGGCUCUGGUCACGAUGACCACCGUCGGUUACGGGGACAUGGUGCCGAAAACCUACAUAGGGAUGUUCGUCGGCGCGCUGUGCGCCCUUGCCGGUGUCCUCACGAUCGCCCUGCCGGUGCCCGUGAUCGUCAGCAACUUUGCGAUGUAUUACAGUCACACGCAGGCGCGAGCCAAGCUACCGAAGAAGAGACGCCGUGUAAUUCCGGUCGAACAGCCGAGAGUACGGACUCUGGGUGCGCCGUUGGGAGCGGCCGGGGUUGCAGGCACUAUGGGGCCACCGGGAUGCACCCAACAGCACAUGCAGUCGGGUGGACCUACAUCGGGAUCCGGUGCUCUAGCCCCUGGCCUUGGACAGACGCCCGGGGUCGGCUGCACUGGCGGCAUGGGACCUCAGAACAGACGGAUGAACGCUAUCAAGACCAAUCAUCCAAAGGAUGUUUCGUUCGCCACGAAAACAGUGGGUUCCAGAGGAGGACCGGAGGAACUCUAACCUGCGGACCAACGGGACCAAGACAGCCGGAGGUUUGGGUUAAAGCUGAAACCAACGCCACUCUCCACCACUGCCGAGGCGCACUCAACCGGGGCGUCGGGACGACCUACCGAGCCGAACGGGAAAAACG